Molecule: messenger RNA, 2803 nt
Organism: Hemicordylus capensis (graceful crag lizard)
Lineage: Eukaryota; Metazoa; Chordata; Lepidosauria; Squamata; Cordylidae
Gene: BSG
Product: basigin (Ok blood group)
Exons: 12
Coding region: 1-1803 (600 amino acids)
Biological process (GO): homophilic cell-cell adhesion; dendrite self-avoidance; axon guidance
Cellular component (GO): axon; plasma membrane
Molecular function (GO): cell-cell adhesion mediator activity
Source: RefSeq, a predicted model, not a curated record
AUGGUGGUGAACAGCCGCCGCCAGGCAGAGAAAGCAGAGGGUGGGCAAAAAAACUAUGGAAGCAGGGAGGGCAGCGCAGCCUCUCUGUCCAGCCCGCCUGCCGGCCAAAAGGAGAUGGCCCAGCCCACCAGGUGGAAGAAGGCGGCCAGCAGCUUCCGUGGCGCCAACUACGUCAGCGGCCGGGGGCGUGGCCCAGCGCAAAGGGAAGCCAGGGCCGAGAAGGCCGGGCUCCGCGGGGAGCACUUUGGAUUGCCCGCUUCGCCCAAUGAGAGGCGGGGGGCGGGCUGUGUGCUUGAGCGCGCGCCGCCCGAGGGUAGCGAUUGGCUGGCGCCGCAGCUCCGGAACGGCCCGAGGAGCGCCCGUGGCGCCGAGCGAGCGGGCAGAAGAAGAGUCGAGCGGCGCGGCGACAUCAUGGGCGCUGGGUGCGCGGCGGCGGUGCUGGGCGGCCUUCUCCUCGUCCUCUGCGCCUGCCGGGGCGCCUCUGGGGCAGUUCGACCUGUAGCUGGCUUUAUAAAGUCGCCGCUCUCUCAAAAGACCCUGACCGAGGACAGUGUGGACCUGCACUGCGAGGCCAUCGGCAGCCCCAUCCCAGAGAUCCAGUGGUGGUUCGAGGGGGCCGAGCCCAACGAGACGGCCACCCAGCUAUGGGACGGCGCCUGGCAGGACCGGGUCAAAAUCAACGCCACCUACAAGCAGCACUCCACCAGCACGAUCUCCAUCGCCAACCUCACGCUCAAUGACUCGGGCACGUACGAGUGCCGCGCCAGCAACGACCCCGACCGCAACCACUUGUCGAAGAGCCCCAAAGUCAAGUGGAUCCGUUCCCAGGCGAACGUGAUUGUCAUUGAGCGUGAGUGGCCGCCCGCGGGUGCUGGCAGCCCGGCCCCAGCGUCGAAAUGCCUCGGGCCUUGCCACGCCUUUGCCCCCCCCCCACCUUCACCUGUGUCCUGUGACUUCCCGGAAACUCACCUGCACCUUCCUGCCCCAACUAUUAUCCCCUCGUUUGCUUCCCCCCCUUCUCCCCACUAUGAGAAGCUUGCACCUAAAUGUUCCUUCAUGGGGACAGGGGCCAAAAUCUCGGCCACUCCAGAGGUCACUAGUGGCACAAAUGUCAUCAUUUCCUGCAAUAUCACAGAACCACCCACGGCCAUCAAAGGCCACUACUGGAUGAAAGGGGGCGUCAAGCUCGAGGCCAAUGAGAGCGCACCAGAUUUCACCUGGUACACGAUACCCAAAGUGGAUCAUGAAACUUCGGGGGAGUACGACUGCAUCUUUGACACCACUCCCCUCUCGAAAGCCACUGUGCUUGUGAAAGUUGUGCCGCACGUGUACGCCUACAAGAAGUCUGAGCACGGGAACGAGGGGGACAUGGCGAUCCUGGUCUGCAGGUGUAAUUCUUACCCUCCAGUCACCCAGUGGACUUGGUACAAGAUGGUUGGCGAUGUGGCCCAGCCCAUCAUCAACGGCAGCGACCGGUACUUCAUCAAGCAGGAGGGCAACCGGACAGAGCUGCGCAUCUCCAGCCUCGACAUGGAGAAGGAUCCGGGCGAGUACAGGUGCAACGGGACCAAUGAGAUGGGAGACAGCAGUGCCCUGGUGGGCUUGCGGGUGCGCAGCCGCCUGGCCGCCCUCUGGCCGUUCCUGGGCAUUGUGGCCGAGGUGCUGGUCCUCGUCACGAUCAUCUUCAUCUACGAGAAGAAGCGAAAGCCCGACGAGGUCGCCGAAGAUGAUGAUGGAGGGUCUGCACCACUGAAAAGUAAUGCCACGAAUCACAAGAAUGUGCGCCAGAGGAAUGCAAAUUAAAUGGACAGCAAGGUGACAAGCCAGCUAAGCAAAUUCCUCGGAUGUCUCUUCUGCUGUCUUGCAUUGUAGCACCAAGAAUAUACUAGUGCAGCCUUGCAGAAUCAGUUUAACUUCAUUUUCAGUUUAACUUUAAUUUUCUUUUUUUAAUUAUUAUUAUUAUUAUUAAGUGGGGGCGGGGGGGGGGAGAGGGAGGCACUCAGAAGCAUUUGUUUUUCUACCGACCAGUUUUCACACUUGCCCGCUUCCUUGGCAAAGGUUGAUGCCUCCGAAAGGAGAGCUGUCCCUUUUGGCUCUCCUGCUCUCAGCCAGGCCUUGAGGCAGCGAGCAGACUGGUGGGGCCGUUUGCAGCCCAGUUAGGGGAAGACACGGCCCGGUUUCUAAAACUUCUCUCCAACUGCUGGACCUGAAAGUCCCAGGCUUUGAUGCAAGGUUUUGCCUCGGACGAGGGGGGAGAGAGACCCAAGACAUUCUAGGGCCACUUUUGGGGCUGAAAAUGAGCCGCUUGCUGCCUCAUCCUCCCCCACAGAGCCGCCCUUCCUCGGGGACAGGCCUCUUGGACAGGGUUCCCUCCCCAGGCCUCUGCCCCUCGCGCCCUCUCUGACCCCGUAGGCAGAAUUCUCUCGCCCGCUUUCUCUCGCCCCUCACCCCCGAGAACCAAGUGCCAUAACGAUUGGGAAACGAGACUUCGCAAGCGUCGCAUUUUGGUCUGUCUUCCCCCCGCUCCCUGAAUCAAGGUUCACGCCGGUGCAUGCCCACGCCAGGAUCGCUGCAGUGCACUGUUGCCUCUUAAUCUGCUGCUAUGAGGUGGGGGGGGGUGGCCACGGGGCCAGCCGUCACAGCCACUGCAGGAGGCCUCGCGCCCCCGGGAGCAGAACACUCGCGCAGCUGUGCCCCCCUGUGGGUCAGUCACGACGGGGGGGGGGAGCUGGUGGCCACCUCUGUCUGGGUUACUGUUGGAAUAGUUCACCUGUUUGUUGAAAACAAGAUUACUUUCUCCCCA